Molecule: messenger RNA, 1367 nt
Organism: Kickxella alabastrina
Lineage: Eukaryota; Fungi; Kickxellomycota; Kickxellomycetes; Kickxellales; Kickxellaceae
Product: indole-3-glycerol phosphate synthase-domain-containing protein
Exons: 5
Coding region: 1-1359 (452 amino acids)
Biological process (GO): L-tryptophan biosynthetic process
Molecular function (GO): indole-3-glycerol-phosphate synthase activity; phosphoribosylanthranilate isomerase activity
Source: RefSeq, a predicted model, not a curated record
AUGGCUACCAUUCUUCUUGACGCCUACGACUCGUUCACGUUUAACCUCUACCAGUACCUGCGCAAGGCAGGUGCCUCCGACGUCCAAGUGUACCGCAAUGACAAGAUCACACUCGCUGAGGUCAUAGCGCUCAACCCGCGCAACAUUGUUCUCUCACCGGGGCCCGGCCACCCACGCGAAGAUCCUGGGAUCUGCUACGAGGUUCUCAGCCAUUUCCAAGGCAAAAUUCCCAUCCUAGGCAUCUGCCUCGGCCAACAAAUGAUGUACGAGCAUUACGGCGGCACUGUCGGGUAUGCUGGCGAAAUCCAGCAUGGCAAAACCGGGCUAAUCACGCAUGACGCUCAGGGGCUGUACCGCGGGCUGAAGGGGCAGGCGUUCCCGGUCACCAGCUGGACGCCAAAUGGGAUUAUCAUGGGCGUCAGGCAUAAGGUCUAUGCUAUGGAGGGCGUGCAGUACCAUCCGGAGAGCAUUUUGAGCGAGAAUGGGCUGGAGAUGUUUAGAAACUUUUUGGCUCUGCAGGGCGGAACCUGGGAGGAGAACCCAGGCUACAGGGACGACAUCUUGACGACGAUCUUCAAGCAGAGACAGCUGGAUGUCGCGCAGCAGAAGCUUGUGCCCGGCCGGUCGAUGGCCAGCCUUCAGCAGAUGCUUUCCCUGGGCCUGUGCCCACCGCCGAUGGACUUUGCCCAGCGCCUGCUUGAUGCCACGCGCGGGGACAGUCGGCUGGCGGUGUUGGCUGAAAUCAAACGCGCGUCGCCGAGCAAGGGCGAUAUCAGCGUUGAUGCGGUGGCUGCAGAGCAUGCCCUGGGGUAUGCGCGUGCCGGCGCGGCGGCGAUCUCGGUGCUGACUGAGCCCACGUGGUUUAAGGGACACCUGGACGAUCUCCGCGAUGUCCGCCAGGCCAUGGAUGUAUUUGCUAGCGGCCAGGACAAUAAUGAAGGGAGGAGACCGGCGGUUUUGCGCAAGGAGUUUAUCUUUGAUCCGUACCAGAUUGCCGAGGCCCGGCUGGCUGGCGCAGACUCAGUCUUGCUGAUCCUGGGUACGCUGAUAGCGUAUUCGCGCGAGCUCGGCAUGGAGCCGUUGGUGGAGGUUAACGAUAAGAGAGAGAUGGAUGUGGCGCUGGCGGCGGACGCCCGGGUUAUUGGCGUCAAUAAUCGCAACCUGCGCACGUUCGAUGUCGAUAUUAAUACCACCAGAGUGCUGGCUGAUUCUGGGGGAAUCCCAAAGAUUGGGAUUAUGCACCCGAGAGACGCUGCCAUUUAUGCCGAGUCCGGCGUCCGUGCUGUGCUUGUGGGUGAGGCACUCAUGCGCGCGGACGAUAAGCGUGCAUUCAUCGAUGGUCUUGCAAAAACCCACUAAAACAAAUU